Molecule: messenger RNA, 2546 nt
Organism: Morus notabilis
Lineage: Eukaryota; Viridiplantae; Streptophyta; Magnoliopsida; Rosales; Moraceae
Product: beta-glucosidase BoGH3B
Exons: 12
Coding region: 274-2325 (683 amino acids)
Biological process (GO): glucan catabolic process
Molecular function (GO): beta-glucosidase activity
Source: RefSeq, a predicted model, not a curated record
CUCACGACUCUCAAGCAAAGCAAAGCCGACAUUUCUCGCGAAUCAGAGAAAGGAGAAAGAAAAAAAAAAGAACGAAAAAGAAAAAACUAGAAAGCAUAUUACUGAUUCUCUAAUGAUCGACCCAUUUUUCCUUACACUUUCCAUUUUCUUUUCUUGAAUAAUGCUCUUCAAUUAUCCAAACAAAAAGAAUCGAGUGUAGAAGUGAUCUCAUUCUGAAGUUUUUUCUGGGUCAUUGCCAUAUUAGAAGAAAAGGUUGUUUGAAGGUGAGUGAUAAUGACUAGGUUUUCAGUGCUGGCAUUGGUGGCCCUAGUGUGGGUGUCAUGGUGGGCAGCUAUGGCUGAAGAAAUAGAGUACAUGAAGUACAAAGAUCCGAAACAGCCGGUGGCGGUUCGGGUUCGGGACCUUCUUAGCAGAAUGACUCUUGAAGAGAAGAUUGGCCAGAUGACACAGAUUGACAAGAGUGUUGCCAAUGUCUUGACAUUGAGAACUUACUCCAUUGGGAGUGUAUUGAGUGGUGGAGGCAGUGCACCGCUCCCUGAUGCUAGUGCUGAGGACUGGAUUAACAUGAUAAACGAAUUUCAGAAGGGGGCUCUCUCUAGUCGUUUGGGUAUACCGAUGAUUUAUGGCAUUGAUGCUGUGCACGGGCACAAUAAUGUUUAUAAUGCUACAAUAUUUCCGCACAACAUUGGGCUCGGAGCUACGAGGGAUCCUGACCUGGCUCGGAGGAUUGGUGUUGCUACUGCUCUUGAAGUCAGAGCUACAGGCAUUCCGUAUGUCUUUGCUCCGUGCAUUGCGGUCUGUAGAGAUCCAAGAUGGGGUCGGUGUUACGAAAGCUACAGUGAGGAUCACAAAAUUGUGCAAGAAAUGACAGAGAUCAUUCCGGGUUUACAGGGAGAUAUUCCUGCUAACUCUCGAAAAGGAGUUCCAUAUGUUGGUGGAAAGACUAAGGUCGCUGCUUGCGCAAAGCACUUCGUAGGUGACGGUGGGACAGUGAAGGGCAUCAAUGAAAACAAUACUUUACUCGACAUGCAUGGCUUGCUUAGCAUCCACAUGCCUGCAUAUUCUGAUGCAAUUAUUAAGGGUGUCUCAACGGUCAUGGCUUCCUACUCCAGCUGGAAUGGAGAAAAGAUGCACGCAAACCGUGAGUUGAUCACUGGAUUCCUCAAGGACACCCUUAAAUUUAAGGGUUUUGUCAUCUCAGAUUGGGAAGGAAUUGACAGGAUUACUUCUCCACCACAUUCAAACUACUCAUAUUCUGUCCAAGCUGCAGUUGAAGCAGGAAUUGACAUGGUUAUGGUCCCUUUCAACUACAGUGAGUUCAUCAAUGACCUCACUAACUUGGUUAAGAACAACGUCAUUCCAAUUGAUAGAAUUAACGAUGCUGUGGGGCGGAUUUUACUCGUUAAGUUCACCUUGGGUCUUUUUGAGAACCCGCUGGCUGAUUUUAGCUUAGUAAAUGAGCUUGGAAGCCAGGCACACAGAGACUUGGCAAGAGAGGCAGUUAGAAAAUCACUUGUGCUUCUGAAGAAUGGGAAAAACGAAACUACUCCGUUACUCCCCCUUUACAAGAAGGCUCACAAGAUCCUGGUUGCUGGUAGUCAUGCUAAUAAUUUGGGUUACCAGUGCGGUGGCUGGACAAUUUCAUGGGAAGGAUUUAGUGGAAACAACAGUACAAGGGGAACUACAAUCCUUGAUGCGAUUAAAUCAACAGUUGAUCCAAGCACAGAGACCGUCUACAAUGAGAACCCUGAUGCUGAUUUUGUCAAGUCCAACAACUUUGCCUACGCAGUUAUUGUUGUUGGCGAGCACACUUAUGUUGAGACCCUUGGCGACAGCAUCACACUAACAAUGGAAGAUCCCGGGCCUACUGUCAUCAGCAAUGUUUGUCAGAGUGUCAAGUGUGUGGUUGUCAUCAUUUCUGGCAGACCUAUUGUGAUUGAACCGUAUCUUUCCCCCGUUGAUGCCCUAGUGGCAGCAUGGUUGCCGGGCACUGAAGGCCAAGGAAUUGCUGAUGUCCUUUUCGGGGACUAUGGAUUUACUGGGAAGCUGCCAAUGACAUGGUUUAGAACUGUAGAUCAACUUCCAAUGAAUUAUGGUGAUCCGCACUAUGAUCCGCUCUUCACUCUGGGUUUUGGACUCAAAACUGAGUCAGUUACGGAGCUUGUAGCAAGGUCAACCUCAGCUGGUUGUGCUGGAAGGCCAUACGCUCUCCUGGUCAUGUUUUCUCUAAUUAUCAGUUUAUGCUUAAGAGUGCAGGGUGAUGAAGUUUUGAGCAGCAGCCUACAACUUAACAAGAUUGGAUUUUUGGAGGAUUUUGUUGGUUGAUUUAUAGCUCUUAGUAGGCCACCUCCUUCCAAAUUAUUUUUCAUUAUUUAUAUAUUUUUUAGUCCAAUUGAAUAGGAUUAGCUUUAUUAGCUCAUCAACGUUCUGGGCUCAUUGUAUUAGGAGUACGACCAAUGUUAUUAUGGUGACAAAAACCUUUUGAGCAUUUAUUAUAUCGAGGCCAUUUAUUUCUCUACCCAUCACAAUACAACAUUAUCAUUGUU